This is a messenger RNA of Eptesicus fuscus (big brown bat), 1815 nucleotides long. RefSeq names its product synaptotagmin like 3 (gene SYTL3). Gene Ontology annotation, cellular component: plasma membrane; exocytic vesicle. Gene Ontology annotation, molecular function: small GTPase binding; neurexin family protein binding. The transcript is spliced from 11 exons. Bases 208 to 1518 code for a protein of 436 amino acids. The record is from RefSeq and is a predicted model, not a curated record. Gene Ontology annotation, biological process: exocytosis; intracellular protein transport. Lineage: Eukaryota; Metazoa; Chordata; Mammalia; Chiroptera; Vespertilionidae.
ACGCUCUGGUCUCGGACGGGCGGGACCGGGUGAGAGCCCGGUGGCCGAGGAGGAGUGCGGACAGUUAAAGAGGGAGAAGCAGAGCCACGGCAGCGCGGGCGCCAGGGAUCAGGAGCGGGAGCGCUUUCCAGAACGUGGGGCUGCUGGAUGUGACAGGGAGCUGGCCGAGCAGUGAAACGCCACCCUGGUCCAAGAAUCGACAGCGAAAUGGCCCGAGAAGCCAGUCUGCACGCCCUGCCGGAGCCGGAGCGGGAGGCCAUCCUCCGGGUGCUGCACCGGGACCGGGCGGUGCAGAGCAUCGAGGAGGAGAGGGUCCGGAAACUGAAGGCGCACCUGCAGCGCCUGCGCUGGAAAGGCGGGCAGAGCGCGGGCCGGGGGCCCCCGGAGAAGGCGUGCGCCCGCUGCCGGAGCGCGCUGGGGCUGCUGCUGAACCGGGGCGCCGUGUGCCAGGGCUGCAGCCACUGCGUGUGCUCCGCGUGCCGCGUGUUCCUGAGCAGCACCCGCCUCUGGAGGUGCACCGUGUGCUACGAGGGCAGAAACGUGAGGAUCAAAACCGGAGAAUGGUUCUUUGAGGAACGGGCCAAGAAAUUUCCAACGGAAGGCAGAUGCGAGACCGCCGGAGCUAAGCUCUUGCAAUCUUAUCAGAGGCUGAGCAACAUUUCCGUGGUUCCGCCCACCCCACCUCCGCUCAGUGAAAGCUGGUGCAGCGGCAGCCCUGGCCGGUUGCAGGAACUUGGUCAGUGUAGAGGAUUUAAUAAGUCGGUGGAAAAUUUGUUCCUGUCUGUUACCACCCACAUGAAAAAACUCUCCAAGUCCCAGAAUGACAUGACCUCGGACAAACAGCUCCUCAGCACGGGCCCCAGGCCGGGCGCUAGCCGGACGGAGAGGCGAAGCCAGAGUGACACCGCCAUCAACGCCACCAGCAGGAAGGUCAGCGCCCCCGAUAUCCUGAUGCCUCUCAGCCAGGAGAGUCCCAAGCUCUCCCCUAACCCUGUUUCAAAGCAAGAAGGUCUCUCAGCUCACCCAGCGCCCAGCACGUUAUUCUCAGGAGGCUCGAGGCGGGGAAGUUUAAUUAGCAUUAAUAGCACCUGCACGGAGACUGGCAAUUUUGACAACGCUGCUGUCACUGGAGAAAUAGAAUUUGCCAUCCGCUAUUGCUUCGAAACCCGUUCUUUGGAAAUAUGCAUCCAGGCCUGCAGGAACCUUGCUUACGGAGAGGAGAGGAAGAAGAAGUGCAACCCGUACGUGAAGACCUACCUGCUGCCCGACAGGUCGGCCCAGGGCAAGCGCAAGACGGGAGUCCAGAGGAACACGGUGGACCCAACCUUCCAGGAGACCUUGAAGUACCAGGUGGAGCUGGCCCAGCUGGUGACCCGGCGGCUGCAGGUGUCGGUGUGGCACGUGGGCACGCUCGCCCGGAGGGUGUUCCUGGGAGAGGUGAUCGUUCCUCUGGCCACGUGGGACUUCGGAGACAGCACCACGCAGUCCUUCCGCUGGCACCCGCUGCGGGCCAGGUGACGGCUGGUGGGACUGGGCCUCCCACCGGGAGCGCUUUUCCGAGGGACCAAGAAGAGAAAGCCCCCCACACCCCGGGCCCGGUGACUGUGCUGGACCAGGCUUUGGAUGGCAGCUUCCGCCCGGCCCGGAGCUCCGGGGGGCGGGGGGGGGGGGUCCCAGUGCGCCCAGGUGGCAGGUUUGCUUCCCAGUCAGCGCACAGGCAGGUCUCCGCCCGUGAACGCACAGUAAGUGGAGCAGCAGUCCCCUCCGUCUUUCUCCCAAAUCAAUACGUUCAGAGUGAAAUAAACAGCAGCUUUC